This is a messenger RNA of Jaculus jaculus (lesser Egyptian jerboa), 2448 nucleotides long. It is a transcript of the gene Sh3gl2, whose product is annotated as SH3 domain containing GRB2 like 2, endophilin A1. The record is from RefSeq and is a predicted model, not a curated record. The transcript has 9 exons. Gene Ontology annotation, molecular function: protein binding. Bases 32 to 1090 code for a protein of 352 amino acids. NCBI's taxonomy places the organism in Eukaryota, Metazoa, Chordata, Mammalia, Rodentia, Dipodidae. Gene Ontology annotation, cellular component: presynapse; glutamatergic synapse; cytoplasm. Gene Ontology annotation, biological process: synaptic vesicle uncoating.
CCCCGCGCCCUCCCGCCCGCCCGCCAGCACCAUGUCGGUGGCCGGGCUCAAGAAGCAGUUCCACAAAGCCACUCAGAAAGUGAGUGAGAAGGUUGGAGGAGCUGAAGGGACCAAGCUAGAUGAUGACUUCAAGGAGAUGGAACGGAAAGUGGAUGUUACCAGCAGGGCUGUGAUGGAAAUAAUGACUAAAACAAUUGAAUACCUUCAACCCAAUCCAGCUUCCAGAGCCAAGCUCAGCAUGAUCAACACCAUGUCAAAAAUCCGUGGGCAGGAGAAGGGUCCAGGCUAUCCUCAGGCAGAAGCCCUGCUGGCAGAGGCCAUGCUCAAGUUCGGCAGGGAGCUGGGCGAUGAUUGCAACUUUGGUCCAGCCCUUGGUGAUGUAGGAGAGGCCAUGAGGGAGCUUUCAGAGGUGAAGGACUCUUUGGACAUGGAAGUGAAGCAGAACUUCAUUGACCCCCUUCAGAAUCUUCAUGACAAAGAUCUGAGGGAAAUUCAGCACCAUCUAAAGAAGUUGGAAGGUCGACGCCUGGACUUUGAUUAUAAGAAGAAACGACAAGGCAAGAUUCCAGAUGAGGAACUCCGUCAAGCUCUAGAGAAAUUUGAUGAAUCUAAAGAAAUCGCUGAGUCAAGCAUGUUUAACCUCUUGGAGAUGGAUAUUGAACAGGUGAGCCAACUCUCUGCACUUGUGCAAGCCCAGCUGGAGUACCAUAAGCAGGCAGUGCAGAUCCUGCAGCAAGUCACUGUCAGAUUGGAGGAGAGAAUAAGACAAGCUUCUUCUCAGCCUAGAAGGGAAUAUCAGCCAAAACCUCGAAUGAGCCUAGAAUUUGCUACUGGAGACAGUACUCAGCCUAACGGGGGGCUCUCCCACACUGGCACACCCAAACCUUCAGGUGUCCCAAUGGAUCAGCCCUGCUGCCGAGCUCUAUAUGACUUUGAACCUGAAAAUGAAGGGGAGUUGGGGUUUAAGGAAGGUGAUAUCAUCACACUUACAAAUCAAAUUGAUGAGAACUGGUAUGAGGGGAUGCUUCAUGGCCAGUCAGGCUUUUUCCCCAUCAAUUAUGUAGAAAUUCUGGUUGCUCUGCCCCAUUAGGAAGUUAUGCUGGCUGGCUCACCUCCUUUUGACCCAGAUAGUUAAGUUUAACCACUGCUUUGGUAAUGCUGCUUACAACACAUCCAAAUGCAGGCCGCAGUGGACCAAGUCAUCAAGCCCCAUAAGUGUCUUGGGUUGAUGUGUAUGCUGUCACAGGAGGUAUGGUGAUGGAUGGUAACUUCCAAGCUUGGUAGGCCUGGCAUAUGCUUUUACAAACCAUCUGAGACUAGGAAGUGAACAGAACUGCUGUUUAAACAGUUCUCAGGAAAUUUUGGUUUCUUCAAACAUAGCCAUGAGCCACAUCACAGGAAAACAAAACAAAACAAAACACAUGAAACAUCCUAACUGAAGAUAUUGUCUGUCACCUGGGCCCAGCCCAAAGUCUCAAGUUCUCUAUUACAAAGGAGAAAGUUCUUGCUUUCACAGUGUCAAUAUGUAAGUCACAAAAUUGUCAAAGAAAGCAUGCCUCACCAGCAAAUUGUCUACUGGUUUAAGCGACUGUCUUGAUGCCAGCAGUAGAAGUGUAUUGAUUAUAAGUAUAUAGCAUUCUCUAAAGAAAGUCACCCUUGUUUCCCCACUUAAUGCCUAUUUGAGGUAUAGCCAGUUUUCUUCCCUCUUAAUAAAGUGCCAGGAAGGGGUUUCUAUUUAUUUUUGCGUGAAACAGUGAGCAACCAGCAUAUUGUGGGAUGUAAGGAGGAAAUUCUUGUAUUAAGAUGAACAGGGAAGAGAUCUGGUUUCAAGCUUAAAUUUUGUGCUGUACAGAAGCCAUGUAUAUACUUAAACCAUUUCUGAAGGGUACAGGGAGGGGGAAAUAACUGUCUUCCCUUCAGUUCUGUUCUUGAAUUAAUACAUUUAUUGAGUUCAUUUGGCAUAGAGACAUAAGGAGAGAAACACUGGUAACCAUUCCCCAUUACUUCAUUGACCAUGAAUAGUAGAUGUCUCUCCUUUCUGCUUGACCUCGUGUUCCUUGAACAUUGUUUGUGCAUACUCUGCCCUCAAUGAGGACCAAAUACACUUGAUUCUUGUGCUUUAGCAGUUUAAGGUAUGUGGCUGCAUAUGCAAAAUUUUUUCCUGAUUCAGUCAUUGCUUUGAUAUGUAUCCCAUCUUCAUUUUGUGUGUACAGUGCUGUGUGGAAGCUUACAGGUUCUUUUUUUCUUUUUCUAUCUCAGUCAUGAAAGUCCUGUUAGACACCCAGAGUUCUAUUUAUCUAACUGUACAGAGUUGUUCAGAGGUUUAAUGUGCCGCCCCCUGCGGUAGUGGAUCAUGUGGAGUGAAAGGCAAACCUUACUGCUUAAUGUAUAAACUCUCACCAUGGGAGGAAGGCAUUGCUGUUUCCAAUAAAUAUAACUGAGUACAAA